CGGUUGUCGAAGUUCCCGUCGCAUACCAAAAUGACGCUGUCACGGGUCAAAGCCCCACAAUACUACUACGAUCUACUCAUGUCGUCUGCUUUCAUUCGUACUUUGAAUGCGUGAUGUAAUGGCGAGAAUGGAGCCAUUAGAUCUUUCUGACUUGGGGGAGGGGACGUUUUCGAGUUACCAAGAGACUGUGAGAGGGCGAGCAAAUGAAUCUCUGCAGGAACUCAAGCACACUUUCACCACUCCUUUCCCGGGACCGCAGUCUCUGAAGCCGCCCCUGUCUACCAGCCCCAGGCAUCAGUCAACUACCCCUCGGUCCAGCCGUGAAUCGCUGCGACUGACCAGGAGGGAUCACCAAGGUGCUGUCGACAGACUCAAAUCGCUGCUGCAGCAACACCAGCAAAACCAGAUGCCACGUCAACACAGUCGCCAUGACGAUGCAUUCCAGCAAAAUGCAUCUACACGUACUCCUGGGAUCAGGCCAAAGCUAGAUAUGCAGAGUAGGUCAACACAUGCAGGUCCCGCAGCCUCUGCUGGAAUAGGAGCUACGUCACCCAUGAUGAGUGAGAAUGAACCAAGACUUGAAGACGUCUUACCAUUCAUGAUCAGCCAAAGUGCUUACAUACAGCAGCUUGAAGGAGAAAAUGCCUUCUGUAAGGAUGAGCUGGCAUCCUUGAGAGUCAAGAUUCAGAGUGUUGUGGAUGACAACAUCCAACUUCACGAGGAGCUGAAGACGUCAGUUGUCAAACUUGCCUUAGAUGAAGGAAAGGCUGAUCAGGGUCAUGAAGAAGCCAAAAAGGAUGCUGCUGUCUUGACUGCCGAUCCAUUGAAUAUCACUCCAGAGACACAGGCAAACAGGAAUACCUUCAGCAGAAUGGCACAGGAAUUGGAACAGAUGAAAGCUCUCCAUGAAGCCAAAACAAACCGACUUGAAGCACAGCUGUCCUACACGAGGUCAGAGCUUGAGAAAUACGAGCGGCAGUGUGACGAGCUGCGCUCUAAGCUCCGGAUGGCAGAGUCCAUCAAUCUGAUGUCGAGGGAGGAGACUCAGUUGGAGAAUGGUCUUUGCGUCAAGUGUGCCCAACACGAAGCAGUCAUUGCAUCCACGCAUGGCAGUGCUCACGUCAAGGCAAUGGAGAGAAUCACGAGUGAGCGCGAUGAAUUGAUGGAAACGUUGACAAGACUGAGGGCAUCAACGAAUGAUUUGAGACAGAGAGAAUUGAAUGCUUACAAUCAAGUCAAGCAGAGUGUUACCAUGGUGGAACAAGCGCAGCUGGAGAAGACUGAGCUCCUUGUCCAGAGAGAGCAGCUAAGGGACGACCAGGCUCGUCUGCAGCAGAGGAUGGAGGAGACGAUCCUGGAGCAUCAACGCAAACUGCUCCAAGAACGAGAACUCACCAGGAAGGAAUGCCAACAUGAAAUGGAACAACUCAGCCAAAAGAUUACGAAAUUGACAGAGGAUCUGGGGUCCUCACAGAACCAGUUAGACCGAGUCACAAGAGAGAAAGUGGCCGUCCAAUCGGAGAUGGAACAGUAUAAAAGCCAGAUCAUGCAACAUAGCAGUGAAAUCAGUCAGGUAUCUCAUGGUGUGCAGCUGUCGACAGCCACUGCUAAGGUGCAGAGAGACGAAGCGUUAAGACAGCUGGAGAGGCUAAGGCACUCUACCGAGCACGAACUCAGGGAUAAGGAGCAUGAAAAUGUUCGUUUGAACAAUGUAUUAAUGGAAACGAGAAGACGGUUAGAAACGGCUGAGAAAGAAGCAACUGUCAGCCGGGAGGAGUGUAUCAAACUGACCGAGAGCCUCAACUCAGCUGAGAGAGAGGUGAGCCAAGCCAAGAUGGCAAGAGGAAACCUGGAGAAGACUCGCCAAGACGAAGUGAAGACAGUGACACGCAGAGCGCAGCAACGAGAGAUGGACCUGCAGCAGAUUAUACAUGAGUUAGAAUCUAAACACACUUUAACAGUGGCAGAAUUGGAGGACAUGAUAGCCAGCCAGAGCACUCUUAUCAGUAAACUCAGAGAUGAGGGCAGGACACUCACUGAACAGUUGGACCAACUCAGCAACAAGUACAGGACUGAAAUCCGAAGGUUGAAGCAGACUAACGCCGAGAUGUCUGCCAGGCUGGAGAGACUGACUAAUCAGCAUGCCGAGAUGGAAACCCAGUGCGUCGAUCACGGCAGGAUGCACAAGAAGAUGACCAAUAAACUACAGCAGAUGGAGGAUCACGCUCAGAGAAGUGCACAGCAGAUUUAUGAGCUUCUGGAAAAGCAGACCAACCUGAUGCAAGAGAGACAGAUGUUGAGCCAAGAGGUCGAUUUCCUACGAUCUCAGCAGAAGAGCUCCUCACUGUUGAGCUCUCGGCACGCACCGUCUGAUCUGGACUUGACGCCGGAGCUCGAUGUGAACCUCCCUGGCAGAGGAGGGAACGGAUGACCAUAGUAGAAGGUGCACGGCGUGCUCUCCAAAUAGUUUUAUUUUUACAUCAAUCAGCAUUUACAUUCCAAGGAAUCAGUGCAGAGACCAUCCACAUUUCAACCAGCUUGGAUCGGCUCUGUGAUAGUCAAGAACAGUCGAACAUUGAACUUUGGAACUAACCUACCAACAGUGGGUCUCGUUCAUCAUUAGUAAUGAUGGCCAUGCAUAUGUAGCAGGCCACAGGAGAGAGCAAGACCUACGAGAUCUGUGACGACAUUUGACCCCAUUCAGACAAGCAUCUUGUUGAAUGUGAAUUCACAGCUGAAGCGCACGUUACCACCAAUCAGCCACCUGUUAACCCAUGAUUCUUGCUUGAACCUGUUGACUUUCACAAAGCUCCUCUUCACUGUUGUCUUUGUACUGCAUAUUCCCCAGAUUUUUUUUUGAAAUUUGAACAGGGAAAGAUUUCAGUUAUCUGAAAUUUACAUCGUGCCAAAUGCAGGUUGUUAAAAAUACUCGUGGUAGUUUUAAAGUUAAAUAAUUGUCUUAAAAAUGAUUCUUUAAAAAAGCUACACACAAAAAUUAAAAUAGAAGUGGCAAGAUUUAUACUAACUUCAUUAAUCCUUGUUCGUUCGUUUACUUACCCGUCAAACCGGCUUCUAAAAAUGCCUUACGGUCUCUAACUUAACGGGUUCCCAUACUUAUCACAUCACAUCAGUAGCAUUUAGCACAGCAGGGAUUAGUUGUUUUCUAUAUUUCACCUAAAACAACAAUUGUUUGCUGAAAUCAUUCAGUUUUUUUCUCAAGGUUUACUUGAAAGAGCAGGUAAUUGAAAUGGGUUUAUUAUAGGUUAAUGGCUGAGUCUAUAUUAACAGAGAUUUCACCAUAGAAUCCUAUUGCUUCUAGUCUUAUGCAAGAUAAUUUUGGGUUUUUCAACUUCAAAACUACUGGGAGUAUUUUUAACCAUGUAAAAAAUAGAACAAUUUCACUUGGAAUGUUGCAAAAUUUACUACUAAGCAACAAAUUCUUUUCUUAAUGAAGAGACCAGACAGGUGGUUUUUUACCAAAUUUUUAUCAAUUAUUUAUUGUAUAUUUGGAAACUCAAUUUUUCUUGAGCAGGUUUUUGCAAUAAAUUGCUGUUUACUCAUCGUGAA
Acanthaster planci (crown-of-thorns starfish) is the source of this 3567-nucleotide messenger RNA. It is a transcript of the gene sdccag8, whose product is annotated as SHH signaling and ciliogenesis regulator SDCCAG8. The record is from RefSeq and is a predicted model, not a curated record. Gene Ontology annotation, biological process: tube formation; neuron migration; establishment of cell polarity. Gene Ontology annotation, cellular component: centrosome; centriole. NCBI's taxonomy places the organism in Eukaryota, Metazoa, Echinodermata, Asteroidea, Valvatida, Acanthasteridae.